Messenger RNA from Dunckerocampus dactyliophorus (ringed pipefish), 3242 nucleotides. RefSeq names its product forkhead box protein P1-B-like. Gene Ontology annotation, molecular function: RNA polymerase II cis-regulatory region sequence-specific DNA binding; DNA-binding transcription repressor activity, RNA polymerase II-specific. Gene Ontology annotation, cellular component: nucleus. Gene Ontology annotation, biological process: regulation of transcription by RNA polymerase II. Bases 934 to 2646 code for a protein of 570 amino acids. The record is from RefSeq and is a predicted model, not a curated record. The transcript has 16 exons. NCBI's taxonomy places the organism in Eukaryota, Metazoa, Chordata, Actinopteri, Syngnathiformes, Syngnathidae.
UGCGCGCAGAUAAAUCUUUAUACGAAUGCUGACCUAUACGUCUUAUUUACUGCAAUAUCCCCGUUGGCAACACGGAGAAAGAGACGAUUGUUUUCAGUUAGCGGCUAGCUUUUGUUGUCUAUUGCUACUGAUACCCACAAGGUUGUAUGUUUGAUAACACAUGUCUAUAUUGUGACUUGUAAGGGAGCGAGUCAAUAUAGCAUUUAAAUAGCACAAGCUAUUCGGACAUCGAGCAUGCUAACUCCUAGUUCCUCAUUUGUUACGCCUAGCUUUGGGUUGGGGUCCUAGGAGAAACCUGCAAUGGCUGCUCUCGGCGAUGUCGAGUCCAUUCAUUUUGUGUGGAACAUAUCGCACAGCUAUUAAUGGUGGGCAACACCUAACAUGUCAUCUUAUCAGGCAUAUUUAUGUUGGAAUUCUCGCCGUGUGGUUUCACACGGUGAGUGAAUUGACCGUCCUCAAAGUCAGUAAACUUCCUAAAUUUGCGCCCAAUUCCCUUUUGCGAACGACUUUUAAAUGGACUUAAGCAAUAACAAAUACGAAAGCUGAUGGAUUGUCAAAGCAAUGCAGACCAUACCUCCAUUCCGUGCUGCACUAUCGCCACAUGAACAUGAGAAAGUUGAAGCUAACGUUGCACCGUUUAACCUCAUACUUUUAUUAAGAUGCUACCCGCCAGUACUGUUGCAGUAUCUAAUAUGUUUUUUUUUUUAUAAAAAUGCAUUGGAUAGUUUUCAUUUUUAAUGCGCAAUAGUGAUGUGCAGAAUUUUCAAUAAUUACAAGAAGAACGUUGAGUCCCGCCCCUGACAUCUUCAGACUUGACAACAGGAAACUCAGCUCUUUGUUUUUAGAAGUAACCCUGAUCCUGAAAGCAUAAGCACACAGAAUGGAAACCUCGCCUGCAAAUGCCGGAUAUGAUUUUAGGUCAGUGAAGUCCAGAUGCAUGAGUCUGGGUCAGAACCAACGAGCCACGCCAUUCCAGCUGUUAGGACACAGAACGGGAAAAAUGCUGAUACUGACAGUCGACUGAGGAGCGGCCAGACUCCUCCGCCAGAGUCACCCAGGGUCCCAGCAUCGUCAUCCAUGAUGACCCCGCCAGCCGAGGCUCCUCAGCAGCUGCAGCAGGCGCCGCAGCAGCAGGUCCUCAGUCCUCAGCAGAUCCAAGCCCUGUUCCAGCAGCAAAAGGCCCUCAUGUUACACCAGCAGCAAAUCCAAGAGGUCUUCAAGAACCAGCAAGAACAGCUAAAUAUGCAGCUGCUCCAACAGAAGAAUGCUGGGAUAGUUAGCCAGGAGCUCACAGCACAGCAGAUCGCCAUCCAGCAGCAGCUCCUUCAGGUGCAGCAGCAACAUCUGCUCAACCUGCAGAGGCAGGGCCUGCUCUCUGUGCUCCCCACCAGCGCCGCUGCCGGCUGUGAGAAUGACAGCAGUGCUUCCACGGGUGGGGACUCCAGAGAGUCGUCCAAUCACCAGUCUGCGACUAACGGCCAUCCCGCUCUCCUAAAGAGGAAGGAAAGUGGCUCGCUGGAUGAAAACACACAGAGUAGCCAUCCUCUCUACGGGAACGGCAUGUGCAAAUGGCCCGGCUGCGAGACCGUCUUUGGAGACUUUCAGGCAUUUCUCAAGCAUUUGAACAGCGAGCACACACUUGACGACAAGAGCACUGCGCAGUGUCGCGUGCAGAUGCAAGUUGUUCAGCAGCUGGAACUACAGCUAAAGAAGGACAAAGAGCGACUCCAAGCCAUGAUGGCUCACCUGAAGUCAUCUGAGCCCAAACCUGCAGCUCAGCCCACAAAUCUGGUGCCUAAUGUGUCCUUCUCCCAGACCACGCUGCCCAAAGGCCCCCCUAUGAGUGUGUCCCAGACCGCCACGGCACCAUCCACACCCCUGACGCCACUGUCCGACUCCCCCUCGGUCCUCACCCCGAAUGGCAUCUUCACAGGGACCCCUGUACGUAGGCGGUACAGUCGCUCCGUCAGCCAAGAUAUCGUUGAUAACAAGGAGUUUUACCUGAGCGCAGAAGUUAGACCUCCAUUUACGUAUGCGUCUCUCAUACGACAGGCAAUAUACGAAUCACCUCGCAAUCAGCUGACUUUAAAUGAAAUCUACAACUGGUUCACAAGAAACUUUGCCUAUUUCAGACGCAAUGCAGCGACAUGGAAGAACGCUGUCAGGCACAAUCUGAGUCUCCAUAAGUGCUUUGUCCGCCUGGAGAAUGUGAAGGGAGCCGUGUGGACGGUGGACGAGAUCGAGUUCCACAGAAGAAGGCCCCAGAAGGCUGCUGGUAAUGGAUCUCUCCUGAAAAACAGACAGAGUUUAGCCGGAUCUGUGUCUCAGGCUGGAAGUCUAGACUGCAACUCUCUCUACCACCCGGGUGCCAUAGGCAGCAUCCCGUUACAUUCCUUGCCCCAUGUCCUUCAAGAGCAGAUGAACGGCGCCCUCGCCAAUGGGUCUGGAUACCAAAGUGACAGCAGUGCGACACAAUCGCCUCCGCAAGCUUACAUCAAAGAGGAGCAGGAGGACGAGGAGAUUUGUGAAAAUUACCCCUACGAAUCCGAGAGCACAGACGAGCACGGCCACAGCCCUGAGAUAAACCGCGACGGAGACAACGGCAGCCCGGAGAGGCUUCGUCUGGACCGUGUGCCCUCGCUUUGACCACAAGGUCCAAGCUCUCCUUCACGGCAAUGACACGACGUAUUCCAAAAAAGUCCAAAAGCAACUGCUUCAUCUACAUAACCAAACACACUCUUCUUGUUUUUGUUUCCGUAUUUAUCAGUAUUUUUUUUGUUUUUUUUGUUCUUAUAAUCAAGUUUUUAAUUCUGUACAGUAGAGUGAGAUCAUGGAUGUGAAAGUGUCUUUUCAUGGUUGAUCUUGUUUAAUAAAUACAAGGAGCAUGAGGAGCGGAGAAGCCAAAGGAAAGGAAACACUGAUAGCGAGCACUUCAUCGGGGGGAGGGAGAAAAAAAAAAAAGACAAAAAACACUAGUCGGUUUUUAUUUUAGUUGUCAUAUUAUAUAUACAUUUGUAGAGAGAUGAUUCCUGAUAUAUUCACUGCCGACAGGAUUGCAUAUAUUUGUAUGUAAAGAUAUCAUCAGGUGAUUGAAAAACAGAAUGUCUUUAUACGUGUUGGUAUUUUUCACCCCCACCACAAACAUGGCUGAAUUUUCUCAAAUUGAUCAUGUAAGAGUAGAAGCUAUAGAUUGACCUUUACUGUAAACCAUCUCUAUGAAGAAUAAAUUCAUCAUAACUGUG